UUGUUCUUUUCCUGUCAAACCUCCUCAUGGAAGAGUAGCCAACACGGCGAGUGACACCUCAUCAGUAUAAUUAUUAAUCUGUGAAUGAUAACGUUGCACAAUAAUAUAUUUCUUUAACACAUUGAUGCGUUGUAACAAAGACAGAAUGAAUUCCAUAAUCACAACAACUGUCUGUAUCCUGUUGUCAGUGUGUGUGAGUCAUGUAACCUCACAGGGUGCCCAUCCUCCGGGCGUUCCUCCCCCAAACAUGAACCAACAACACCAUCAACACCAAGGGCAAGCGCAGGAAAUCCAUGGAACUCAAGGCAGAAACGUUCAUCCAGAAGGCUUCGGAGUCAAUCCCCAUGAUGCUGAGCAUAUAAAGGAGCAUUUGAAAGACGUAGUAGAAAAACCCAAAGAAGAAAUGACAGAGGAAGAGCUGGAAUUCCACUAUUUCAAACUGCAUGAUUACGAUGGAAAUAACAAGCUGGAUGGGGUUGAAAUCACCAAAGCUAUCACGCAUUUUCACGACGAGGAGGGUGAAGGGGAAAAGGACCCUAACACUGCAACCGAUGCAACCGCUAAGGCAAAUGUGAAGGUUUUUACUGAUGAGGAAAUUACAAAUAUUGUUGACAUGGUUCUUAAAGAAGAUGAUUUGAACAAUGACGGGUACAUUGAAUAUAUGGAGUUUGUGACGGCACAGCGUAAGGCCAGAGGAAAGAACUAAACCACAAGAGUGAUCUCCCAUAGUCUUACAAAACUUGCCUAAAGUGACUUCAUCAUAUUUCAGAUAUAAUUCCAAAUAUUUUAUUAUCCAUGUGAUACUGUUACUUUAAUCAACAUUUUAUGGCGUCAAACUUAAUGCUUGAAGCACAAUUUAUAAUCUUGGUUCUGAAUGAUAUGCAUUACUCAAAACAUACAUGACAUGUUCCGCCAUCAGAGAAGAUGUCUUUAUUAUAAGGCCUAAACAUAUGUUUGUUUCCAAAUUUUGUGCCAAUUUUUUAAAGUAUAGUGGUAUUUCAUGUUGAAGUCUAUGCUGCCUUUCAUCGCAAAAUACUUUGUUUUCCAUCAUGUUUGCUACUCUUGGUCUUAUUUGCUUUCUGAAGGAAUAUUAGUGUUUGUUUUGGUUCAGUUUUGCAAGCUUUAAGAUUAUAAAUACUAAAUGUUGCAUAAACAUUUGUUAGUAUUCACAGUGUGUUUUUUUCACAACUUUUGGAAUGGGGCCUGUUUGCUUUGGAUUGGAGAAAACGCGUCUUUUUCACUAAAAUUGGGAAACUGGUGUAUUUUAUUUUUUGGCAAACAAAAUUUUAAAAAAUGACAAUACCGGUAAGUGUUUUCAAUAUUAUAUUUGUUUAACCCAUAGAGCUUCAUAUAGGGAAAACAGCUAAAAGUUGCAUGUUUGUAUUUAUGUGUUUUUGAAACCAUCCAUGUAAAUUUACGGCAGUCAUUUGGGGGAAAUAUAAACUUUUUGACAUUAGAAAUAGGACCGAAUAUUAUCCCCAAAAUUGACUGAAAAAACAACAGUGAUUCUUUUAUUGACCUCAUGGACAUUUUAAUUCUAAAGUGUCUAGUUUUGUCUUCAUAUCUAUCCUUCUUUGUACAGAACUUAAAAGAAACAAAAAGCUUUGCCUCUUUUUGAAUUUAAACAGAAACUGUUUAAAUGUACAAGAUAUGUGAUAAACUUAGGGAGCUGUUUCAGGUUAAGAUGUGUUUCAAAUGUUCAUUAAUUCUCCUGCUCAAAUACAUCAUAACACAAGCAUAUAAUAAUGAUAAUAUAACAUUUUAUAGUAGAACUGACUGAAAAUAUUGGUUACCUUAACUGGUGAGGAUGAUCAAUUUUGUCUUCAACCUUUUUUAUUUUGACUUACAAUACCUUAGUAUUAUAAAGAUAGUCACUCAGUUCUCACUAUACCUUAGUAUUAUAAAGAUAGUCACUCAGUUCUCACAAUACCUUAGUUAUAUAAAGAUAGUUGUUCAGUGGUAAAUUAACACUACUGAAAUUAUGUUUUCUAAUUUGAGGUUGAUUUUGUCUUGAUUAUACAGAUAUCAAAAGCGUAUUUGUUUUUUAAUUACUUUCUAACUUUGUAAAAUCCAAUUUCUUUUUAGAGUUAAAAGCAUUCAAUUACUGACUGUUUGAAUUUGUUCUAGUCGUAUAGCUUUGUCAAAACAUUCUGGUCUUAAUAUAUUCUGAAAAAAUAUUGUGUAUGCGUUAUUGUCUUAUAAGAUACAUGUAUUAGUUAGAAAUUUUUAGUUCCAUUAUCAUUUCAUGAAUGUAUUUAGUAAGCAGACUGGAUUUUAAUGCAUUUUAAAAUAUGGGCCUUGCUCUGUGAAAAAGGGGUUUAAAGCAUGUGUGUAAAGUGUGCAGAACACACAGGCUAAUCAGGGAUGACGCUUCCGGAGUUAUGAUAUUUGUCAUUUAAAGAAAGUCUCUUCUUAGCAAAAAUCCAGUUUAUCAGAAUUAGUUGUCCCUGUCUAGCCUGUACGGACUGCACAGGCUAAUCUGGGACGACACUGUCCACAUGCUUUAAGCCCCCUUUUCAUAUAGUGUGGCUUAUAUUUAUAUUCACAGUUACAAGAGUUAAAGCAUUGUCUGAUCAACAGUGUGUUGUAUAUAACUGUGCAGUUUUUUAUGUUAGUAUGAUGUUUAAGAGAAAUGUUAAUGGUAUGUAUUUGAAACAAUUGCACAUGUUUGAUCAUGCUAGCCAUUACUUUGUACUUCAGUACAUUUUGGUAUACAAUUCCAUAAGAAUAAUCAAUCAAUUUUAACGAGACAUGUUUUUAUGACUGGGCCAGCUUCCUCAUUUAGUUGAGUGCUGGACUACACAUCCCAGAAUUGCAUGUUUGAGUGUGGAUUCAGCCACAUAACUUGUGAUGUGAUAAGUCAAAAAUGUAUUAUGUGAUUGGUUAAUACAUUAUGAUGUGAUUGGUCAAAAAAUCUUGUGUAGGAGUAAAACCAAAUAAAAACAUACAUUUUCAUAUGUAUUUAAUAUAUUUUAAAUGUUUGCUUAAAGCUUUACAUAUUUCCCAUUUACACUUUUUUGUUUCUUUCAUAAUUGAUUUCAAGAUAUAUGUUUCAAGGGGUUUAUAAAGCAUCUUAAAAAUUACUACAUCAACUUAUUCUCCAACAGGGAAGUAUAAUUAUAAUCAUCAUGAAGUCUUCUUUUAAUGUUUUCAACAUAUUUCUAUUAUUUUCCUGUCAGCUUUUUUUAAAUUUGUGUCAUUCUAGUUCAGUGGAAUAUUAUUUGUGUCAUACUUCCCAAUCAAAAUGGACUUGCACUUAGAGGUAUUUGUAUAUAUUGAUUACAUCCUCAACAUAUUACAGUAAGCUUUCAUACUUGAUGAAGUGUGCUCAAAAAUAAAGUAGUAACUUACCUAAAAUGCAUAAUGAAAUUGACCUCUGUACAAAUCAACUAAGUAAAUUGCAUUAUGUUCGGUAUUUGUGCGGGCAUGGUAUUAUGAUUAAGUUUGUUACUGAUGAUAGAUUAUCAUUCAAGCUGCUCAUGUGUUGAAAUCCAUGUUGGAUAUUUACAUUCAGAUAUAUUAUUAUAAUCUUAUGGCAUGUAUGCAUGCAUUUGUAAGGUUAAAUGUGAAACUAUGUCACAUAAUGAAAUACUUGGUUUAUGUCAUUUCAUCAUUAUAUAGAAAUAAUCAAAUGCAUACAGAUUACCCAUUGAAUCUGUUUAUGUUAUUAGCUGUUUAAGUACUUGCCUAUAGUUAGAAACUUUGUACAAAUUAAAGUACUAGGAGUCAAACAUUAUUGACAGCAUAUUAUGUUUGCUUUAUCAGUACAUUUUUAUACUGUUGCAUUUAUAAAAGUUAUAGAAAAAUUCUUAAAUGACAGCAUAUUAUGUUAACUAUAUCAGUACAUUUUUAUUUGUGAGCAAAGCUCACAAAUAAUAUAGACGCAAUUUUGCAAAUCAGUAUGGGCUUAGCUAUGGUAGGAACCGUAACCCAUGACUGCCUGUGUGGAUAACUCCAGUAAAGCAGACGAUGAAUGCUAAAAGCCUCUGCUUUAACCACCGUAUCUACCUGUUCUCACUUGUACAGUACAUAGAGUUUAUUUAACAACUUGUAAGACAACGUUGGCCAGUCUAGUGUUUAUCAUUGAAAUCUGUACAUAUUUGCUGCUUUCAGGGAAAAUGGGGCUUAAUCAUGUCUAAUAAGAUUAGUCUGUGCACAACUGAUUAGCUGUAUCAAUGAUUUGAAAAAAAACAACACACAUCUCAACCUGUGUUUAAGACACACUCUUUAUAAAUUUGAAUGGGUUGUGAUCAUCUUGCGAUAUUAAAAGCUAUAACAUAAUUUUGAAAACUAAGUUGCGUCUAAGAUUAUACAACAGCGAACAAAUUCAGUGCCUUCAGCGCUUUGAUUAAACUGUUGCAUUUAUAAUAGUUCAUAAAAAAUCCUUAAAUGACAGCAUAUUAUGUUUGCUAUAUCAGUACAUUUUUAUACUGUUGCAUUUAUAAUAGUUAUAGAAAAUCCUUAAAUGGGUUUUCAAUCUUGUCAGCAUUUUCCCUGAAUAACCAUGAGGCUGCGUCAUGCAAAAAUGGGUCUUAUGCCUAGCCCAGACCAGCCUGCGCAUCCGCAAGGUCUGGUCAAGAGCUUUCAUGUCGGCCUUAAAGGUACGCAAGGUUUCAUGGUAUUAUUAGCAGACAGGAUGGCUCCUGACUAGACAGCGCUUGACGUGCUUGCUGGUCUGAAACUAUGCUGGCUGCAUAUGACAUAAGACCCACUUUCGCAUGAUGAAGAUCCUAUUGGAAAAGGUUUAUGAAUUUAAAAAAUUGUAGACAUUUAUUUUUGAUAUGGAUUGCACAAUGUUUCCUUUUAUUAAAAAAGUUGUGUAACCAAUAAAUAAGUUUGAUGGAAAUAAGUUGUUGAAAAGUUGUGAUUCUCAAUAAUUUUGUAAAUAAGAACUUGCUAAAAAGUCUUAAUGUUUCUCAUUUAUUUUUAACUAAGUAAUGGCAACAGUAAAAAUAAAAAAGAUAUCCACAAGAAAAAUAAAUUAUGUUAAACAUGUUUAAAUAUAAAUAAUAACUAUGAAGCAAUACGACCAUGGAAAACUUAGCAUUCCACUAUUUGUUUUGUUUUCAUUGAGAUGUUUGAUGUUAAAUAACCCAGAUAUAUCUUUAUAUAUUGUACUUGUUUAUGGUGAAUGAUUUUCUUCUUGUCUUUUAUUGAAGUGUCAAUGGUUCUAUGUAUUAAAGGAUUAUUUAAAGA
This is a messenger RNA of Dreissena polymorpha, 5196 nucleotides long. Its product is annotated as multiple coagulation factor deficiency protein 2 homolog. The coding region runs from base 125 to 706 and encodes 193 amino acids. Gene Ontology annotation, molecular function: calcium ion binding. The record is from RefSeq and is a predicted model, not a curated record. The transcript has 5 exons. NCBI's taxonomy places the organism in Eukaryota, Metazoa, Mollusca, Bivalvia, Myida, Dreissenidae.